AAGUGCAAGGACCGGCAUAAGGAUCCUGGUUCGAGCCCCCAGCCCGGCUCCCCACCUGCAGGGGAGUCGCUUCACCGCCGGUGAAGCAGGUCUGCAGGUGUCUGUCUUUCUCUCCCCCUCUCUGACUUCUCCUUUCUCCAUUUCUCUCUGUCCUAUCCAACGACGAUGACAGCAACCACAAUAACUACAACAACAAAACUACAAGGACAACAAAAAGGGAAAAUAAAUAAUAAUAAUAAUAAUGUAAAAUAAAUAAAAUCUAAAAAAAAAAGUCACGCAUGGCUAGCUCAAGUUUGUUGGCCAGAGACUCGAACCACUGUCUGACAUCACUAACACCAGGUGGGUUUCUUUGUUCUCCUAGUGAUUGGAGCUGGGGGCCCCCUGGCCCUUCCCCAGACCACCGACCAGUGGGAUGACCCCCGUCUGUCCUAUUCCUGCUGGCGUGUCUUCCUAAGUGCCCUCUCCUCCGCCUGGGACAUGCUGCCCGGGACAUGGGCCCUGAGAAUCAGUCUUCGACCUCCGACUUCACCCUGCUGGGUCUCUUCAGCCACACGGAGGCCCCUCAGUUCCUCUUCUCCUUGGUGGUGGCCACCUUUGUCCUGGGACUUCUGGGUAACGCUACCCUCCUCUUCCUCAUCUACCAGGAUCCCCGACUCCACACCCCAAUGUACUUCCUGCUCAGCCAGCUCUCUCUGUUGGACGUGGGGUUCCCCUUGGUGACGGUCCCCAAGAUGGCCUGGGAUUUCCUGCGGGGGCAAGAGUCCAUCCCCUUCUGGGGCUGCGGGGCCCAGAUAUUCUCCCUGACGCUCCUGGGAGUGGCCGAGGGCCUCCUGCUGGCCCUCAUGUCCUACGACCGCUAUGUGGCCAUCUGUCUCCCUCUGCAGUACCCAGUGCUGAUGAGACGUCAGGUGUGCCUGCGGAUGGUGGGGUGCUCCUGGCUCGGGGGGCUCCUCAACGCCUGCAUCCAGACUUCCGUCACCUUGCACUACCCCUACUGCGCCUCCCGCCUGGUGGACCACUUCUUCUGUGAGGUGCCCGCCCUGCUCAAGCUCUCCUGCCAGGACACGUCCCCUUACCAGCUGGCGCUGUCCACCAGCGGGGUGCUGAUCUUGGUCCUGCCCUUGUCGCUGGUGGCCGCCUCCUACAGCCGGGUGCUGAGGGCGGUGGUGGCCAUGCGCUCCCGGGAGGCCCGUCGGAAGGCCUUUGCCACCUGCUCCUCGCACCUGACCGUGGUGGGGUUCUUUUAUGGGGCGGCCGUGUUCAUCUACAUGGUGCCCGGGGCAUACCACAGCCCCCAGCAGGACAACGUGGUCUCUCUCUUCUACAGUCUGCUCACUCCCACGCUCAACCCCCUCAUCUACAGUCUGAGGAAUCGGGAGGUCAGGCUGGCCUUGGUCAAGGUGCUGGUGCGUGGAGCUGGGUUGGGGACCAAGUGA
This is a messenger RNA of Erinaceus europaeus (western European hedgehog), 1436 nucleotides long. RefSeq names its product olfactory receptor 2Z1. Gene Ontology annotation, biological process: G protein-coupled receptor signaling pathway. Gene Ontology annotation, cellular component: membrane. Bases 492 to 1436 code for a protein of 314 amino acids. Lineage: Eukaryota; Metazoa; Chordata; Mammalia; Eulipotyphla; Erinaceidae. Gene Ontology annotation, molecular function: olfactory receptor activity; G protein-coupled receptor activity. The transcript has a single exon. The record is from RefSeq and is a predicted model, not a curated record.